This is a messenger RNA of Lucilia sericata (common green bottle fly), 12238 nucleotides long. Its product is annotated as titin homolog. The transcript has 2 exons. The coding region runs from base 615 to 12047 and encodes 3810 amino acids. The record is from RefSeq and is a predicted model, not a curated record. Lineage: Eukaryota; Metazoa; Arthropoda; Insecta; Diptera; Calliphoridae.
AAAUAAUGCUCUUGCUUGGUGAUUUUUUAUUUAAAAAUAAAAUACGCUGAAUUUAAAAUUAUAAAGAGUGUGAGUGAGUGUUAGAGUAAAAAAAUUAUAAAAAAAGUUUUCGUUUCAGAUUUUUUUUAGCGCGCUAGUGUGUGAAACGUAAAACGAAGUUUUUAAAAUUGAAAAAAUUUUAUACAAAAAAAUGCUGACGUUUUAAAUUUUAAAUUAACAAAUAUGUUUGCUAAAACGUAUAAAAAGAAAGAAUUAAAAAAUAUAAAAAUAGUUAUAAAUAAUGAAAAGAUAAUUGUUAUAAAUUAAUUUGUAAAAAGAAAAAUUUUAAAAAUAAAUAAAAUUUUAAAUUAAUAGAAAAAUUAAACAGUGUCUUUAAAUAAUGUAUACUUUUACAAAUAAUCAAAAACUUACAACAAUUUAAUAAAACAUCAACACAGACUAAACUAAAUGUUAUAUUUUCCAAAACAAAAACACAUAAUAAUAAAUAAUUUUGAAAAAAGAAAACAACAACAAGCCACCUAUGGAUACAUUAAAUAAAAAAUACAACUAAAUCAACAACAAAAAAAAACAUAAACAAGAAUAAUAAAUAACAAAAAAGUAGGAAAAUAAUAAUAAUGGAUGCAGUUAGUGCUGUGGUGACACAACCAGCAGCAUCAAGUGCCACAGUUUCAGCAAUCACAACUACAACAACAACAAUACCAUCAACGUCUAAUGCUAUCAAUGUUAAUCAGAGCAAUAACCAUUUACACUCACACACCAAUACACACAGUGCGACAACAGCAACAACAAAUAGUAACAACCAAAACAAUAGCAACAUUAGUAUCAACGGCGGUGGCGUUAACAACAAUAGCAGCAACAGCAAUAGUAGCUGUAGUAGUAGCAGUACAAGUAGCAAUAGUAGUGGUUAUGGUAGCACAACAACAACACCCACCAAUAAUUAUGAAUUACAGCAGCAGACAACAACACCCACGACAACACCAAUACCAACAACACCUGUAGCCAUAGCGGAGCCCAUAAUACCCGUAGCUACUGUAGCUGCUGUAACACCUUUCUAUAAUGAGUCCAUAACAAGCCACAAUUUGGAGACACAUCAAUUGCAACAACACCAUUCCUUGCAUACGCAACAACAACAUCCACAACAUUUGCAGCAGCAGCAACAACAUCAUUUGCUACAACCCCAACACCAUCAAUUGCCACAGCAUCAUUUGCAAACGAAUCUACAGCAACAGCAAUACUUAUCCAGACAACAAUAUUAUUCAACAUAUGAUUAUCAGCAAGCAGUACCACCAACACAUAAUUUAUCUACCGGCUCCUCCUCCUCGGCACCGGCCUACAACUUGUAUGAUAUAUCUGCUUCUCCAUAUGGUUCAGGGCAAUAUAAAUCGUCUAGUUUAACAGCAACUCUAAAUUACGAAAGAGGCUCAACAGUCAGAACGAAUGUGGCAAGUUACAAUCCCCAGCAGCAACAACAAACUGAUCAGCAUCAAACCAAGACCAUAAACCAACAGAUCCAACCCUUUCCGGCAGUAUUGGCUACAUCAAAACAAAGAACCUCCUCCUUAAUAGGCAGUUCUACAAGUACCACCAACACUUCUAAACCGCAAGCUGCUGCCACGCCCUUUUAUGCCCAGCCUUUGGCUCCUCAGUCCCAUACUAAUCCCACCCCAUUUUAUGACAAUACCAAAUAUAAAAUGCCUUUAGAAUAUCAUGACUCCUAUAGUAAUCCCUCAGCUGCUGCCACGGCCUCUGCCUAUCAUCAACAGCAAAAGUAUUAUGCGGCCGCCAAAUCACAACUUAAAGAAGCCGGCUAUGGAACGCCGCCAGGUUUAGCAAACAGCAAAUCUGUUUACGCCAAUACGGGUAACUAUUUUCCGACAGCAGCACCCUCCUAUGACAAAUAUAUGUAUCCACAUGCCGCUGCCACAGGUUAUACGUCUAGCACCGGACAUUUGGGCAAUGAAACACCACCCGAUGUCGGCAACUAUCGCAAACCGGUGGGAGCUAAUUCUAUAAAUUCUCCCUCUUGGCCUUGGGGCAUAGAUUAUGCCUCAGGCAAUAGUCGUACUAUACCACCGCCGCCGCCUGCCAGUCAUUUGCCAACCGCUACUGUGGCGCCCACCCAUGCCACCUAUUUGACACCGAAUCCCUCAGCCUUGGCACGUGAUCCCUACUAUAUGGGUCCUGAAAAAUAUCCUAUGAAAUAUGACAAAUAUGCUGCUGCCUCCUAUCAACAGUCAUAUGUUAGCCCGCCCGGCUCUAGACAUCAUAUAUGGCCGAAUACACCGCAUGGCUCUAAUCUAACACAAUUAAAUGAAAGACAUAUGUUAGCCUCUGGACCCACAGCCCCUCCCCCCACACAUGGUCUACACAGCACACCCUACUAUCCUGCUAAUCCUAACAAUGGCUUAAAUAGUCGACAAUCCUGUUGUUCUCAACCCUAUCAGCCGCAAAGUUGUUACUAUCCUCCCUCUCAUGCUAUACCACCACGAUUACCACACAAUCAAACGCCCACAGCGGCCGCGCCUUCAAGUGCUUACUUGUCCUCGCAAACAACUCUAGGACAAUCUCCGCAUUUGAAUGCUUUAAGCGCCAGCUGUAAAUAUGGCGGCAUAAUACCCGACUAUGGCAAUGGUAAUAAAAUGAAAAACUCUAAUGAUCUCUAUUUAAACGCUCAUCACUAUGAUACAAAUACUUCACCGCACAAUUAUGGCUAUGGAACGGCAACAGCUCACAGCAGUCAGCAGUUAUAUGCCAGCAAUGCUCAUCAAACUAUGGCUCAUCAUGGUCUAACACCCUCAUCACUACUAACACAUGAUCCUCUUAACGCUAAUCCAGCGUCUUAUACCAAUGAUCUCAGUUUAACGACAAGCAAUUUUGAUAAUUAUCACACACACCUGGACACACAUCUAAGUCCGCCGACAUUGGCUGGCAUACACAGCCAACAGCCACCACCCGCUUACGGGCCCACGGUAGCAAAACGUGCCUUAUUGGAUUAUCGUAAACCCAUACAACCUCAACCUCCACCUACAAUUGCCGAAGAGUGCUAUACGACUCUGUCAUCAAGGGACCAUUACAAUCAACAGGAGCUGUUGAAUACCCCCGAGACCACCACAACAUUUGGAGAAUAUGAAACUCAUCAGAAUAAUGCCGCCAGCCUUACGUCUUUUCAACAUUCCACAGAAGUACUACAAGAAGCGGAUAAGACUAAUGAUGAAGGUAAUAAGAAUUUAAGUUUGCGUGAUUUCAUUGCCAAUUGGAAUGAUGAUGAAGAUGAAUACCAAAAUGCGGAGGAACUUAACUUUGACCAAAGCAAUGUCAUUGAUGAAGUUUUGCAAACGGCUCCUGUGGAACAGGAAGCGCCAGCAGCAGCAGCAACAGCUGUUAUACAAAAAUCCGAAAUAAUUAAAACUUCAAACGAUGAAUCCAUUAAUAAGGCAGAAUCGAAAGUAUCACACAAAUCACAGGAAAAUCUCGACAACUCAACAUUAAAUGAGUCAUAUGUUAACUUGCCUGAUAUUGUUAUAGAUAUUGAAAAAUCGAAUAAUGUUAAUAACUCUAUAACCACACCCUCGACCAGUCCUCUAGCUACCACACCAACGAAUGAAAAUAACACUUCCCUAAAUCUCAAUAAUUUCGAUGUAGAAAAAGAACUGGAUGAACUUAAACUCAAAAAACCCACACAGCAAUUGGAAACAACCAAAGAUUUAAAUGAUAUUAAAGCUGCAAAUACCACCAGUACACCUCAGUUAAGUCCCUGCAAAAAUCUAACCACUCAACUAAGUUUUGAAGAUUUAAAUUUGGAACCUACAAACAAAAACGUCCUUAAUGGCGAACAAAGUUCGGAGUUAACAGAAAACUAUUUCAAAGACAUGGAAGGCUAUGAAAGUGGCAGCAGUCAUCAUUCCAAUGAAUCGGCUUUUGAAAAAGAAUACGAAACCUUUAUCAAUAAAAUCACCAGCGAACCGAGUACAACUAAAAGUUUAGAAGAGAAAUCAGCAGAAAUGGAUUUUGAACAAAAUGUACAAGAUUUUUCAAAGUUCUAUAAACGUAAACGCAAACUAAAAGAAGAUGAACUUAAGGCCAACGAACCAGAGGCACAAAAUCAAAAGAAACUAAAACCCAAUAAGGCCACCAAAGUCAACAACAAUUCAAAUUUUCCCCAGGUCUAUACGAAAAAGUCAAGAAAUAGAUUGCCAAAAGGCAAAAUACAAACUUUACAUAAACGUAAACCUUUGUCAUUAUAUUACAAGAUCAUACAUUCCAUAAGACGUUUCGGUUUAUAUCGUCUGCGAAGAGUACGAGAAUAUAUGGCAGAGUUAAAAGAGAAACAUUUGCCUCUCAUUAAAAGACAAUCCAUUAAGAAUUAUACACAUGAUAAACCCGAGAAUUUAACUAAUCCCAAAACUUUAAAAGCUUUAUGUAUAAUGGCGAUUAAUAGUGAAGAAUUUCGUCAGAUGUUAAUGUUAACGUUAGCGGUGGAAGGAGAGUGUGCCUUAGAAGCCGAGGAGAAACAUAUAUGCACUGAUCCUACGUGUGAAACCUGUGAGGUAAUAAAAAGUUUAAUGGAAGCCGAAAGUUUUGAGGACACCUUAAGCCAACAAGUUGCGGAAAAUCCCACUGAAAGCGUUCUCAUUUUAAGUGAUGAAGUUAAAAGUGAAACCCUUGAAAUCUUAGAAAAUUUCGUUUACUUAAAAGAUGAACCUAAAUUGAUCUCAAAUGUUCAAUAUUCCAAAGAAAAUCCCACAGUAUUGGAUGCCAAAGUUCUGGAGCAGUGCAACUUAAAUCCGGCAAAUAUUAAAUCUUUGUUAUAUGAUAACUCUUAUUUUGAAACUCAAUCGGAUUCGCAGUAUCAAAGUAAUAUCGAAAAAUCUGUUACAGAAUUUGAUUUGAAAAACUGGUAUGAAAAAUCAAAAUCACCACAACAAGACCUAGCGGCCAAAGAAGAUUCUGAUAUAGGUGUCCCCGAAACUGCAAUAACUAAACCGGAUCAACCUAUUCCCUUAAACCCUGAAAUUGAAAAAGAAAAUUCUGAAAUUCCGCUGGAACAUGGAACUGAAACUGCAGCAAAUUCUAUUAAGGAAAUUAGCUUAACUGAACAAGACAACUUAAACCUUGCAAGAGUUGAAAGUGAACUAGACGAUGUUAAACAAAAGGAAUCAGAAGAAUCCCUUCUCGUUUCUCCAACUACAUUAUGUGAAGAUGAAAAUUCAAAUAUUUCCAAUGCUACAACAACCAAGAAAACUUCAACCGAAGUUAAAGAGAUCUCAAAAUCGAAUACCAAUGAAGAGAGUGAUAGUGAGGAGUCUGAUUCCAGUGAAUCUGAUUCCGACAGCAGUUCAUCUAGUUCGGAUGAUGAAUCGGUGGAGGAGAGUAAAGAGUCAUGCAAGAAAUCUGAUACUAAUGACACUGAUACAGAUUCAGAAAGUGAUUUAGAAAAUGAUGAUGAUGAAAAUCUAAAUUCCAAUAGUGAUGAAUCAAAUCAUUCGAAAACUAUCGAUCAAGAGAAAGCUAAAUCAGAUAACAAGGAAGUUCUGAAGCCUGCAGAUUCAUUCAAGAAGGACAAUGUGAAUUCAGAAAGUGAAAAUCAAAAUUCCGAUACUGAUGAAUCAAAUCAUUCGAAAACUUUCGAUCGAGAGAAAAACAAAUCAGACAGCAAUGAAGUCCACAAAACUACCGAUUCAUACAACAAGGAAAAUUUUAUAAAAGAAUCGGAAAAUGUCCAUACAACUAAUACAAAAUCACCUAUCAAGACCGUUAGUGAUGUAGAAGAUGAAAUCACUCCAAAAAGACAACAACGUAUUGUUUUACGUAUUAAGAAAUCAUUCCAACCGAGUCCAGAUAACAACGAUUCUAGAGAAAUAUAUGUUUCUGAGAAAUCCAUAGAAUUUGAUAGUCAAACAGAAAGUGAAACUGAAGACGAUGAUAUAGUUUCAACGACUUCAAAAUCUAGUCUAAAGACAAAAGCUUCUUUCAUAGAUCAGGCCUCUAAUAAGUCUCUAUCUCCGAAUACUGAAUUUGAAAAUCAUACAGAAAGUGAAUCUGAAGAUGACAAUCUUUCGGAAAAUGAAUUCCAUCAGACUUCAGAAUUAAGUCCAAAACAAGAUAUAGCAAGAGAAAAAUCUGUGGAAUCUGAAAAAGAAUUGGGAAAUCGGACAGAAAGUGAAUCUGAUGAUGAUGAUGAUGUUUCAGAGAAAGAAACUGAAACUCCUUUCACAAGUCCAAAGCAAAAUGAGUUUGUAGAGCAUCGUGCUCAAAGUGAAUCUGAAGAUGAUGAAAUACCGGAGAAAAAAUCAAAACUUAUGGCAAAAUUUCCAACUCAAGAAGAUUACAAGAAAUCUAAUGCUUCUGAAGACUUAAAAGAUCCCAUGGAAAAUGUUCCUAAAGACGAUAACAUUCCAAACAGAACGUCCGUUAUAAUUUCAACGUCUCUUAUAUUAAGUCCACAGCAAGAUCAUCAUAAUACUGAAGACGUCACAAAACUUUAUGCCGAAAAUCAAAUAGAAAAAGAGGCCGAGGAAGGUGAUAAGAAAACAGAAAUAAGUUCCACGCAAGACGAUUUAAUAAACGAUAAUCUUUAUCCAAAAUCUUCGAAGCCGUGUUAUGAACCAGUUAGUCUUGGUUUAGAAAAUGAGAUCGCAGAUUUAAUUCCAUUAUCUCAAAAUCAUUUAAAUGAAGAGAAGUCUGAAGAUUUAUUAAAAGAAACUUCAAAAUUCAGUCCAGAGGUGGAGGGUUCAGAAGAUAUAGUUGCUAAUGAAAAAUCUACAGAAUAUCGUACUAAAAAUUUGACUAAAGGUGAUAAUAUCACGCAAAAUAUAUCUAGAUUGAAUGAAACCCCCGUUGAAAUUAAUCAAAAACUAGAUGAAGUUGAAACGGAAACUUUUUCCAAAGAAGAAUCUUCACUGCAUGCUAAAGCCGAUAUUCCCACAGAAAGUCAAUCUGAAGAUGAUACAGACGAGGAGGAGGACGAUUUAGAUGAACCAAUCCAAAAGCCUCAACUUAAAGAUGUUGAUCAUGGAAUGGUUCCAUCAGACUCAGAAAGUAGUUCUGAUUCUGAGUAUGAAUCUGAUGAAGAGGAUAAUCGCAAAGAUUCAAUGCCAAUUAUGAUAUCUGAUGAUGAAUCUAUGGAUAGUACAGAUGAUAAGGAUAACCAUCACAAACCCACCAAAUGUAUAAGAAAAAUUUCAGAAGAUUCUCUUCAACGAAGUGAUUCGACGGGGUCAUUGCAAGAUUUUGAUGAAGAUUCUCAUGAUUUUAUUAGCGAAAUUCACUCCAAUUUAUCAAGCAAUAUAGUAAAUUCCCCUAAGAUGUCGAAAUCGGACAGCAAAGAUGAAAUAUUGCCUGCUACACAAACUCUUAUUACUUCUGAAAAUAUCAUUCAGAUUGCUAAAAUUUUAGAAGAAAAAGAAGUUUCAAAUAAUGCAAUGGAAAGUGACGAACAACUUGAUUCAGAUAUAAAACUUUCUAAAGAAAAUCUGCCGUUAAAAUCAGUUGAAGAAACUUUAGAAGAAAAACAAGAUUCGGAAACCAUUCAAAGUGAUGAAAAACUUGCUACAGAUAUCAACCAUCCUAAAGAACAUAUGCCAAUGGAAUCAGUUCAUACUGAAACUUUGGAGGAGAAGGAUGAAUCCAAUAAUUCAUAUCGACUUCCUGAAGAAUUCUCUUCAAAUAUAAAUAAUCCAAAAGAUGUUUUACCAUUGGAUUCAGUUAAAGUCAAGGAAAUCCAAAAUAUUGAAAGUGAAAUCGCUAGCGAAAAAAGUAUAUCGGAAUAUUCUAGUACUUCAGAAGACUCAGAUGAGGAAAUCGAUGAUGAAUUAUCAACUAAAGAAGAUAAUAAAACAGAAGAAGUCUCAGAAAUGACCUUAGACAAUGAAGACCGAAAAUCAGACGAAGAAGUCGAAGAUACAUUAGCUAUCAAAGAAGACAAACAAACAAAAGAAGACCUUAAAAUGUCUGUAGAUACUGAAGGGCAAAUAUCUAUAAGCUCGGAGAGAAAUUCAAAUGAUUUCGAAUGUAAUGAAAAUAUGGCCGUUGUUUCAGAGUGUUUAGAAACUAAUGCAUCACAAGAUAAUGCUGAAAACGAAGUAUUAUCUAAAUCGGAAGCUCUAAGUAAAGAAUCAAAUACUUUUGAACAGAAUAGCAAAAUUUCGGAUGUUAUUUCCACCCAAACUGAUCCAGAAGAAAUGGUAAAGGCAUUAAACGAGAAUAUUCCUGUGGGAAUAUGCGAAAAUUUAGAAAUUUUGGCCGAUGUUGUUGUAAAUCAUAUUAGUGCUGAGAAUACAGUUGAAUCGAAAAUGAUUGAUUCAGAAUGUGAUCCUAAGCCAGCAGAAAAUUAUGAAUCAAAUAUCCAAAAAGAUGCCGAUAAUUUAACACCAGAAAUAAAUGAUUCUAUCCAUCGACUUGAAGCUAAAGAAUCUGAAAUUUAUAACAAAUCUAAAAUUGAGGAACCAACUGAAGUUAUAGCUUAUUCCGAUAAAAGGUCUAAAGACCUCAAUGUGGAAAAAGCACAUAGUAAAACAUCGGAUACUUUAGACUCAACUUGCAGUGAAGAACAAUCUAUAUCAGAAAUAAAUGUUUCUAUGCAUCAACUUGAAGCUAAAGAAUCUGAAAUUAAUUCCAAAUCUAUAAUUGAGGAACCAACUGAAGUUACUGCUUAUUCCAAAACUAGUUGCGACGAACCCAAUUUGGAAAUGAUGCUUAGAGAAACAUCGGAUACUUGCAGUGAAGAACAGUCCACCGCGGAAAUCAUAACCGAUGAAGAAAACAUAUCCGGAACAAAGACUGUAGAAUUCGAAGAAUAUGAAAGCAAUACUAUUGUGGAGAAGACAAAGCCUCUAUCGGAAAGUUCUAUAGAAAAUGCUGACUCUUCAGUAGUUAAUAGCAAUGAGCAUUCUAAAUAUUUAAAAGAAGCCUGCAGUCUAGAUAAUUCAAAUACUGAAAUCGAAACUGAAAACCCGGAAACAAUUGAAGAAUUAGUAACUGUAGAGCCCGAGUGUUUGGAAAAGGUCAAUAGUGAAGAAAUAUUAGAUGAGGAAUCAGAAAUUACAUCGGAUCCAUUAACUAAAGAACCAAAUAACAUUCCAUACCCAGAAUUGAUUAAAGAAAAUACUGAAAUUAUCUCAGAACCCGAAACAAACCAAAUAUCAGAAGAAUCAAAUGAUAUUCAUUCACCUGAAGUGAUCCAAGAAAAGGCGGAAAUUAUUUCAGAGAUGAAAACGAAAGUAUCAGAGAUUGUUUCAAAACAAAUACCUAAUGUUUGCGAUAUUUUGGAAAAUUCAAAUAACCAACUAAAUGAAAAUUCCGGGAAUACAUGUGAACUUAGAAAAGCAUUAAACGAAGAGACGAUAAUUGAAACUCAUACUCUUGCCAAAUCUGUUGAUGAGGACUUUACGGAGUCCCUGGAACAAAUAUGUGAUGAAAACGCUAAAACUUUUUCAGAAGAAGAAUCUAAUAAACAAACUUCGGAAGUUAUAGAAGAAAAAUAUGAAGAAACUAAUAAAUUCCCCAACACCUGGGAUGACACAGAUAUUUUCAAAGAAGUCAACCAAGAAUGUUUAGAAUCGAUUGCAGAAACAUUUGAUAAAAUAGAUUCAAAUGAUAGUGAUAUUACCAUCAAAGAACCAGAGAUGGAUCUGGUAACAGAGGGAACAGAAAUUCCAAAAGAAAAUGAAACUACAUUGGAAGCAUUAAACAAGUCAAUGGAAAACUUGGAAGAAGCAACAGCUCCGGUAAGAGAGACGUCAAAAAUUCCCGAAGAAAAUGUAAUCCCAUCGGAAGCAAUAUCCCAACGAAUUGAAAAUUUGGAAGAGCAAACUGCAAAUUUAGAAGAACAUGAAAGUGAAAAUACCGAAAUUGAUACAACAUCUGAAUGUUAUGAGUCCACUACUGAUACUUUUCAAUCGAAAUCCGAAGAUGUAGUUCUAAAACCAAAUAGACUGAUUGAAGAUAAAAACCCAACUUCCGAGCGUAAUGAAGAGUCUGGUUCUGUUAGUCCAAGUCUCACGAAACCUGAAUCUUUCAUUGAAAAUGCUAAUAACUUGAUUAAAACUUCUAAUGAAGAACGUGAUCCUAUUCAGCAACAUCAAGCUACUUCCGAUGAUGUAAUUGAAAAACAAAACAUCUCCAAUGAAAAGGAAUGUAAUGAAGAAGAAUCUAUGGCGCUGCAAGAAGAUCUAGCAAAGUCUGAAGUUGUACUUGAGCAAUUAGUUAGUUUUGUAAAAGAUAAAAUGGAAACUUCUGAAGUUGAUGCUGAAGAAUCAGAAGUUCGUCAGAAACUUGAAUCGCCAGUUGCAAACGCAAGUAGUUUGGUUGAAGACAAGAAUGAAAACAUACAAACGAAUGAAGAAGAAACCGAAGUUAUUUCUCAAGUUGAAGACGAAUUGAUAGUAUUAAAUGGAAAGACAGAUGAAGAACUUACAGUUGAACAUCAAAUGGAAAGUUUCCAUGAAAAUAUAGUAGACAACAACAUCACCCAAGAAAUCAAUAAAAUUCCAGAAAGUUUUGAUCAGGAAACUGGUUCCAACCAAACAACUCUACCUAAAGUCGAUGAGUUGUCAACCAAAAACCAUCAAACAGACGAAGAUUCAACAGUUGAACACCAAACCGAAACUUCAGAAAGCAUUCCUAACCAAAUAACUCUACCUAAAGCAGAUGAAGGUCCAACGGUUGUACAACAAACCGAAACUUCAGAUCCUAUUCCUAACGAUAGUUUAAGUGAAACUGUAUUAAAUAAGGACAACCAAGAAGAUUUAUCUCAAGACUUUUUAAGUUUCAAAAAUCAAUCCAGUUUUGAAGAUGAAUCUGAGGAUUUUCAUGGUUUCGAAGAUCUCGAAGAAGUCACAAGAAUACGACAAGAAAUAGAAAAUCUAAAUGAUGAUUCAACAGCCAAUGAUGGAUUUCUAAAUUACGGUGCAUUAAGUAGAGAGCAGCAUAAAACAUCAACUACUUCAUUAACGGGAAGCACUUCGUCGGAAAUCAAUGAAUUGGAGGCUUUAGAGAAAGAACUAUCACAACAUCAGCCAGAGAUAGUGGGAGACGACGAAGAAGAGGAUAAACAGACUGAACAAGAUGUGCAAACAGCAACUGUUAAAGUUGUAUCAACAAACGAUAUAGAACAUAUCAAACAAAUGCUAGAGAGCGAUGAGGAGCAACCGGAACAGGAAGAAAAUGGAAACACUGAAGGCGAUAAGGAGGGAGAGCAAACAACGAGGGCAGAUACAAGUAAAGAUAAGUCAAAAUAUAUUUUAAGUUCUGUAAAUUCUAUAAUACCAAAGUUAAGUGACCUUUGUAGGGCUGCCUUAAAUAGUUCCUUGAAUUCUAAUAGUAAUUUAGCACAAGACACAACUGAAACUUCCACCAUCCUAGUGGAACGUGAAUUAAGUGUAGAAGAAGCUUUAGCUGAAAUGUAUCGCCAGGCGGGUGUAUUAUUAUCCGAUCCCGAGGAUUGUGAUAAUGAUAUUUCUCCAUCCGGCGAUGAGGAAGCUCAUGAUGUCUUAUUGAUUAACUUACAAGAAAUUUUAAAUAGUGAUAAUAAUGAUGUUUAUGUUUUACAAUGUGAUAUGAAUGAAAAUGUUUUGAAUGUCGUACAGCAAACCAAUGACGAACGAAAUGAACAAGAACCACAUGUUAGCCAUGAGGUGAACUUGAAUGCGGAAAGAGUAAAUAGAGUACAAUUUAUUGGUAUUUUAGAUACCCAAAGUGCAGAACCACAAAUACACAUAAUUAGUUCCGAUUCCGAAAGUGAGGUUAUUAUAUUAAGCGAUGAUGAAUCCGAUAACGGUUAUAGACCAUUUAUUGCCCGCCCAGAACGUAUAACAAUACCUUUUAUCAAUGAUGGUAAUGAUGAUAUCAAUGAUACGGACAAUUUAUCCGAUAUAUCAACUAUACAUCAUGAGGAAAUAGUACCUGAUAAUUUAAAUAAAUUCUUACAAGAAGAAUUCUAUAAAUAUUUACACGAGAAAUAUGUACAAAGAAAUAUAUCAAAAUAUUAUCAUGCCAAUCGGGUGUUGAAAAAAUAUCGAAAAAGAUACAUUAAGUCAAAGAGGCAGUAAAGCUAGAACUGUGGAAGAGUAAAAGGGCAGGUAUAAUGUAUGGAACAGACAUGGAAAAAUUAGGGCUGUUGGAAUUUUCUUAAGUAUUUUCAGAACAUAGAACUAUAGACUAGACUGUAGAAUAGACUAUAUACUAAACUAUAGACUAAACUAUAGACUAAACUAUAGAAUAGACUAUAGACUAGACUAUA